AUAGCAAAGACUUUUACUUUAAAGUAAAAAUUCAGUUUAUCUGAAAAUUUAUUAAUAGAUCUUUAAAAUGAUGUUUAAAUGCUGUGUACCCGGCUGCAAAAAUUACCAAAAAGAUGCUCAAAUGCAUAUUUUUCCGAAAAAUCAAGGGCUGUAUAAUGUUUGGAUUAAAAGGAUUGGCCAUCCCAAUUUACAAGAAAUUCCAAUGGAGAAGGUACGAACAUCAUGCCGUGUAUGUAAUGUCCAUUUUGGGCCAGAUGCACAAUACAUUGGACUAAUAAAUAAAUCCACUAUUAAAAAAGAUGCUAUUCCAUCUUUAUUUUUACCACUAAGUAAAACCUGUGGAAUCAUUCCUUUUGAACCUGAAGCAAUAUCAGAAUAUGCUUUUCUAUCAGAAUACACAGACUCCAUACCUCAAGACACAACUCUCCUUUUUCAAAAUGAUAUGACUGGUAUCGCUGUUGUUGGUCCUAGUAGUUCAAUAAACAAUAUCAAUUCUGGUAACUCAAGAAUCUAUGAAGAUAUUUCUGCGCUUGAAUUGUCAAAACAGUACGAUAUUGAGUCUAUAGGCCUAUCUGAAAAUGUAACAUCCUUGAUAUUAUUGGACAAAAUACAUCCAGUGCCUUGUGUCAACAAAGUUAAGACUUUGAAAAGCAAAUCUCAAACUAUAGCAAACUUUUAA
This is a messenger RNA of Diabrotica balteata, 679 nucleotides long. NCBI's taxonomy places the organism in Eukaryota, Metazoa, Arthropoda, Insecta, Coleoptera, Chrysomelidae. The record is from the annotation of a GenBank genome assembly.